AAACCACAGCGAAUCGUUUUAACAGGAUGUGGGCUUGUCCUAAACGAAUGUCCCGUCAUCCACCGCGGUCCUAUUUGUUUUUUACCAACGCUCAUUAUACACAAACAGUUACACAUCAUCGAAGUGCGAGAUCUGACGGGAGAGAAGCUACAAUGGCUCCACGUAUGGAUGAUGUCAUGCAACUAUGCUGUGACCUGUCUGCAAAUCAGCAGAUUAAAGCAGCAGUGAAGAAUUCUGGGAAAGGAUCAGCAGUGGCAGGAGGGACUGCAUUUUUAGGAGGUCUUCUAGGUGGUCCCCCAGGGAUUGCUGUUGGUGGUGCAGUAGGUGGCCUGUUGGGAUGGUGGAUGACCAGUGGACAGUUCAGACCUCUCCCUCAGAUCAUCAUGGAGCUGCCUCCCCACCAGCAGCAGAGGCUCUAUGCUGAUAUCAUGGCCGUUUUGGGCUCACUGGACUGGACAGACCUGGCCCAGCUGACCGCUCUGGUCAUAGGGAAUUCUACUCUCCAGCAGCAGGUCACUGCUGCCCUACUCAGUUAUAUCACAAAGGAACUGAGAGCAGAGGUGAGAUAUGGGGACUGAUCUACACAGACGGAAUAUCUGGAGGAACUUAGAACACACAUUUGCUGCCUUUUGAAAGAAACAACUUUUUGUACUCAAAUUCAACUCCAGCUUAUUUUUGGAGACUGAAAUAACCUUCACUGGAAGAGGCCUUAUGGAGUUAAUACAUCGAGGCUCAUGUCAGACCUGUCAUGUCACCCAAUAUCUGAUCAUAUCCUUUGUUAAAGCACUUAAUGGACAAUUCCACCACUUUUUCACGUGAUUUUCAUUAUCUCCAGAACAAUACCAGUGUCUACAUAUGUGAAAAUGGCACAUUUCUAUGUUUUGCAGAAACAAAUAUGAAGUUAAAAGUUCUACCCAAUGACAUCAUCCAAAGUUAGAACAUAUUUAAAAACAGUGAUUUUCAAACACUUUGAGACUCGCAGUGACGUGAGGAGCAAGAAAAUACCCUCUGGCUAGAAACUUUUUUUGAAAAUCACGGUUUUGUUACUUUUACUCCUAGCCUGUUAUGUCACAGAGAAGCAUUUUUUUUAAUGAAUUUAUCUUUUUCACCACAGAUCAUAAAAACACGCUGUUUUUACAUACUGCAUGUAGACACUGGUAUGGCGCUGGAGAUGAUGAAUGUGAGGUGGAAAAGUGGUGGAAUUGCCCUUUAAUGUACACAUUUGUUUGGUUUUAGUUGAGAGCGUUUUACCUCUGAAUGUAGCGGUAUGAUUGAAACUUCUCUUGUAAGAACAGUCCAGCGGUUAAUCAAUAUGGUGCACUUUAUUUGUACUGUAGGGCAUCAUUUGUUGCCAAUAUUCUGCACUGAAAUGUACACGUUGAAUAUUGUUGUGCAUUUAUAAUUGACAUUUAUUUGCAACAAAGACAAUGACAAAAUAACCCUGAUCACUCCUCUUGUAAGUGUGCCUGGGAUCUCAAGCGACUCAUGCGUUGUGAACAUGGUAAGAGAUGAGUACUUCUGAGAAACCGGCCUUAAUACUUCUGGGGCAUAAUGGUGAUAAGUCCCACCCAGUCCUAUAAUUAACUAAUUGGGAAAAUCUUGGACACUUUUUGUAAUGCUCUGUACUGAAGUGUUUAUAUGAAAAUCAUGAUAAAUUAAGUAAAGGUCAAAGGUGACUUGUAUGAUCACCACAAGCUUUUAGUAUGACAUAAUUAAGCCAGAAAACAUGUUGUUUCAGUGAAUCAACUGACAGUUUCGUAAAGGGAAAUUCAACCACUUAACACGUUAUUUGUAAGAAAAGGAAGACAAUGCUACGCAAUGUAAUCUCUCCUGGACAGAUGCAUGCAUGUAACAGAAUGGUAUCUGAUCUGAUGCAAUUACGCAGUAUUUUUGUUCUGGCUUUCUGAAAUGGAACGCAAUGUGACAUAGUUCCUCUUUUUCAAUGUUUCAAAUGUAGACUUUUGAAUAAUACUAGAAUCUUAAGGUAUCAAAGCACUUUUUGAAGUAUGUGCAAAGGUUGUUUGUUGUGAUGCCUCUGUGCAUUUUCUUUUUUUUUUUCUAGACGUUUCCUUGUUCCUUCUUUGCAAGCAAAUGUAGUCAUGGAGGUUGUCAUAACAUCAUACAGAGAAAGAUAGAUUAUUAAUCUCCAGGAGAAAUUUCAUAAGAAGUUAUGUCAUUCGUUUCUGAGAGAUGGUUGUUAGUCUUGUAGGAGUGGCUUACUAAUAAACAGUUUAAUCACAGCUUUUUCAAAUUCCAA
Molecule: messenger RNA, 2257 nt
Organism: Oncorhynchus kisutch (coho salmon)
Lineage: Eukaryota; Metazoa; Chordata; Actinopteri; Salmoniformes; Salmonidae
Product: protein C19orf12 homolog
Exons: 3
Coding region: 27-578 (183 amino acids)
Source: RefSeq, a predicted model, not a curated record